AUGUCGAAACGUCGACGUAUCGUAACUCAUGAAGUAAGCCCGAUCAAUUUGGACUGUGCCGAAGUUGGGAACAGUAAUCAACCAAUUAUUGACCUAACCAAAAGCGAUACUCCGAUCAAAGCAUCACGUAAAAGGGCAAGGAUAAGAGAUCGUGAACCUGGACAAGAGCAUACAGAACGAGAUCACUCCAUUAUUAUUAUUAGCGAUACAGAAGAAGAUACUAAUGUAAUUAAUACCUCAGAAAGAACGAAUCGUACUAGCAGUAAACUAACUUCAGUCAAUCAACAUUGGUCUUCACCUUCAUCACAACCAUUAAAUAGUGUCAAUGACAAUACCUCGCCCUCACCAGUUAUCGAAUGUCCAAUAUGUAAAGAAAGCUAUAGCCAGAUCAAGAAAACACGUACGCUACAAUCGACUGUAUGUGGCCAUAUAUUUUGUAGUUCUUGCCUAAAGAUCGCUCUUAAACGUAAAAAUGAAUGUCCUAUCUGUCGUAAAAAAGUAUUAGCCAAAAAUGUCCAUGAUGUCUAUAUUUGA
Messenger RNA from Trichoplax adhaerens, 534 nucleotides. RefSeq lists its product as uncharacterized. Lineage: Eukaryota; Metazoa; Placozoa; Uniplacotomia; Trichoplacea; Trichoplacidae. The transcript has 4 exons. The coding region runs from base 1 to 534 and encodes 177 amino acids. The record is from RefSeq and is a predicted model, not a curated record.